Molecule: messenger RNA, 4696 nt
Organism: Scomber japonicus (chub mackerel)
Lineage: Eukaryota; Metazoa; Chordata; Actinopteri; Scombriformes; Scombridae
Gene: ca5a
Product: carbonic anhydrase Va
Exons: 7
Coding region: 355-1302 (315 amino acids)
Cellular component (GO): mitochondrion; cytoplasm
Molecular function (GO): carbonate dehydratase activity; zinc ion binding
Source: RefSeq, a predicted model, not a curated record
UUAUCAGUCACCGAGUGUCCGGGCCGGUACUGUUUAACCGGGGUUCAAACUGACGCUUUAGCUCCAGUAAAAAACUGUUGUAGCUUUUCCGGGGCCACGUUUUGAAUGUAUGUCAAUCGAAAGCCUGCCCUUUCCCCCGCCCCCUGUCAAACGGUAGGAGGGCAAAAAAACAAGAACAAGCAGCCAGCGGUUAGUUUACCUUUUGAAGUGGCUGUGCGCCGAGUGCUAACUUUUUACUAGAGUUUAAAUGACUGUUAGCUCACCGCGUUAGCUCCAAAAUAUAACAGCUCCGACGACGCUGAAGGCAUUUUGUAGCUGCUUUUUUCGACUCCGGAAACGUUAGCUUCAUCAAAUAUGGUGACUUUGUCAUCGGUAAUGAGACCCCUGGCUUCUCAGCUACACCGACAGCUCGUAAGACACGCCAAGAGUCACCGAGUAACGCCCGUCAGGAGAUGCAACCUCACGGCGUGCUCCAGCAAAUAUGUGCUAUCUCAGAUGCAUCCCAUGUGGCAGGGACCCCUGGCGGUACCCGGAGGCGACCGUCAGUCUCCCAUUGACAUCGUGGUGCGGAAGAGCGUCUUGGAUACACAGCUCAAGCCCCUGGUCACCGACUACGACCCCCAAACCUGCCAGCAGAUCUGGAACAACGGCUACUCCUUCCUGGUGGAGUACGACGACACAUCAGACAAGUCCACGCUGAAAGGUGGACCCCUGCAAGACAAAUUCAGACUGUGUCAGUUCCACUUCCACUGGGGGGAGAACAACGCCUGGGGGUCUGAGCACACCUUGGACAGGAGGCUGUUUCCUGCAGAGCUCCACUUGGUCCACUGGAACUCUGACAAGUACAGUCUGUUUGAGGAGGCAGUGAUGGAGGACAAUGGGCUGGCUGUGAUUGGAGUCUUUCUUAAGGUGGGGAAGAGACACGAGGGGCUCCAGAAACUGGUAGACGCUCUGCCUGCAAUCAGACACAAGGACAGUGUCGUCGAGUUUACCAGAUUCGAUCCCGCCUGCCUGUUACCCGCCAACACCGACGACUACUGGACCUACCACGGCUCUCUGACCACACCUCCUCUGACAGAGUCCGUCAGCUGGAUCAUUAUGAAGCAGCACAUAGAAGUCAGCCAUGACCAGCUGGCAGUCUUCCGGAGCCUUCUGUUCACCUCGGCUGAGGAGGAGGUACAGAAGAGCAUGGUGAACAACUUCCGCGUGCAGCAGCCUCUCCGGGGUCGCACCGUCCGCUCCUCCUUCACCCCCUUCCUGCAGGAGGCGCCGUCAGCCGAAGCCGACAAGCACACCCACUGACAGCGCCAGAACCAGAACCAGUACACACACAUCCUCCCACACCACGACCACCCUCACACAAACACCAACAGUACGGUUUACUGCGUGUAACCAAACUCUCCAGAAUCUUCUCAUUUCUUUCAACAUUGCAGAUUUGAAACAUUUAAGCUGAGAACAUAUUUUCCAGUAAUGAUAACGAUUCCUCUGAGGAGCUUCAGUUACUCUCAGCACUGCUCCUCUAACACCAAAAUGACAGUUAACAGUUUUACAUGGAUGUUGUUAGGAGACGUCUUUUUCUGCUUAGUUGAGAUUUUAAUUAUUUUAUUAAUUAUCAGUUUUUGUUGUGACUGACCAAUAAGCAAUAAGGGAUGGUUGCCGUGGGGAAAAUAUGUAGUUUUACUGAUUUUUAAUUAACAUGAAUUAUAUUUAUUCUAAAUCUACAAUUUAUUGAGUUAUUGUACGUGAGUUUGCACCUGCAGCUCAAGGAAAAAAAGAAAGGAGAAAAAAAGUGAGCGCUGAGCAGAAGGUGUAAACUCAGUUGUACUGUGUGCAGGCCACAGUUGGUACUUCCCGCUGGUGAUGGUUUUAUCCAUAUAAGGAGGCUGGAGCUGCUACCAGUUUACAGCACGACUCCCAGGAGAUUUAACAGACUGGAGUUCUCAUCUGGAAAGACACUCUCCAGAUGAGAUACAAUACAUACAUAUAUAUGUAUCAAAUAUCAAGCUUUUUAUACCACAAUGUCACUUUUAAAAUCUUUUACGGAUGCUUGUUAGGUAAAUGGCUGAUUGAGUCAUCAGUAUGUUAUUAAAAUGAGCAGAAUGUAUGUUUUCUCAAUCUGUUACAAAGAGAUUUUACAUUUUACAAUACACACGACAUUCAAUAUGUUUUAUUGCAUUUGUUUUUUAGAGUUUCUUUACUGUUUUUUUCACAGUAAACAAACUCUAUUCAGCCUUGAAUCUACAUGUUACUAUUACGCACAAACAUGCAGAAACUGUAGUAUUUUAGGACUAUUCUGAUUGAAAGGAGCAGUUCUUCUUCCAUAACUCUGUCUUACUUCAUUCUCAUGUAUCAUAACCACAGUGCCUUACAUGUUGUCUGUGUGAGACUCACUACUGUUGGUAGUUCCCCACCCCAACACAAACUGAGCAUGUUCCACACCUGUUCUCUAGAGCUGCAGUUCAAACACAGCAGAUGAUGUCAGCUCACAGUAACAGUGGAGGCUGAGCGCAUGUUUACUUCACCUCGUUCGUCUUCUUUUGACAGAAGUGAAUCAGCGAGUAAAAGUAGAGCAGCAACAGCAGCAGAGUUCCUUUUUAUCAUCACGCUGCUGUGCUUCAGCUCAGUCAGCUCAGGAAUCAGGCGAACCUGGACCCGCUUUAACAUCCAGGUCGACUAAUCGAAUCAGAUAUCGAGAAGCUUCUGCCGUCUUCGUUCGUCUUGUCUGUUUUGUCAGUUUUCUGUCCAAUCACGUUUGUAUAUCUUUGUGGAAAUUACUAAAAUGAAUCAAAGUAACAUAGGAUAGGACAAACUAAAAUCAGCUGUUUUGGGUUCAGGGGGAAAAAAUGGUUAAAAGAAUUACAAAUGUUACGUUGAAAUUCACAAAGGACACUACCAUUAAUAGCUGCGGUAGAUACAUACAUUAAAGUAUAGACAGUUGACACAGUGGGACCAACUGACAACUACACAGCAGCCUUUUAUAUCAGCCUGCCUGCUUCCACUAUUUCAGCUACUUGCUCUAAAGUGCACUUGAUCUACUUAUCCAGAGCUUUAAAAUCUCUAAACUGGAGAUAAAUCAAGCGCUCCUCUGUCUCUGUCUACAUUUUGAACUUUAUUCAGGAUUUAUUACGACAACACUGCAGACGCCGCCUCAGUUGCAGAUGUCGCAAAUUAAGAGCAAGACCAGGCAACCUCGCAUCAUAUAACAAAAGUCUGGCAUUGUGCUCGUUUCAGCACACACCCAGCAGACAUGGCUCGAAGGUGUGAAGCUCACUCUGCAGCAUUUUUGGGAAGAGAAAGAAAGAUAAGAGGAAAGUAAGUGAGAGUGAUGGAAAGUAGAAGAGGAAAGAAAGCAUAACCAGUUCAUCAGCCUAAUUUCACAUCUCUUGCUUUAACUACAAUUGCACUAAAAACCAUAAAAAGCACAUCAAAGAGCAUGUAUAUCCCACUGACCAUAGAGCAGGGGUGAGAGGUCACGGUUGUCUUUCUAAUCUCUCAGUAACAAAAGCAACCGUCCAAACUGGCCCUCCACCCCCCCCACACACGCGCACAGAGGCACACAUCAGUAGCUCCUCUCCAGUUGAGGCCUUAGCAUGAAGCCACGCACCGAAUAGACUAACUGGACGCGUACUGAAAAGAUGUGACACUUAAAGUGAAGCGCACCCAGUGACGUUAACGUGUCGCGAAGGCUGCAGGCUGGCUACAUAAACAGCGAGAGGGGCCGCAGGUGGCAGGUUCCAGAAGAUUCUUUGAAAAGCAGUCAGGAUUUUUUUGCGCGGACGUCUGGGAAUGUGGCAUGCUCGCUUUAUGAAAACAGAUAAUGCAAUCGAGAAUUUAUGUUUGAUGUAUAUUUUUUUAAAAACCACAUGGAGACAAGGGACCCAGUACUGCCUUCAUCUUGUACAGCUGUAUUUGAUGUAUUUGAAUCAUACACCAUGACUUGCCUUCAUCUUUCAUGACGUUUUAUUCAUGUUCAGCUUCUUUUUUUUUUUAAAUGCCCUUUUGUUUUAAUUUUAAUGAAUGUAAUUAUAUAUACCAAUACAAAUGUUAAAUCUGUGGUAAAUGUUUUGUCUAAAUUUUCUUCUGUGUUAACGUUUAUAUCAGUGAUACAGCAUCAGAAAUCCAGUGAAGGUGAUUUUCUUCAUAGAUUGUUAAAAAAUGGAGAUGAUGUUGCAUGCCACUGCACCUUCAGGAACUCACAAUCUUUCUAAAGGUUUAAUAUAAUAAUUCAGAAUGUUGUCACCAUGCUGUAUUUUCUUCAUGAUGUUUUUCAUCAUCGCCUUCUGUGUCCCCAUGUGCUGUUUUAGCAGGUGUGUGUUAGCCCCAGGCUCAUUGAACGUCUAUUUUUGUGUGUGUGUGUGUGUGUGUGCAUGCGUGUUGUACACCGUAUGCAGUACUUUAUUAUAGCUGUUUAUUUGUUCAGUGGGCAGCUAACAUUCCUGUCCUGUGGGGGCUCCACUAGGUCCAUCUCCCCUCCCAGCAUGCCUUGCUCCACCUGGAUGCCUCUUUAUAGGCCCCCAUCCAGAUGUGCAACCGGGAAGUGUUUUGCUUCCAGAGACCCCUGCUCUGUAGGGGAAUGUAGAAAAAAAACAGUUGAAAAAAAUAGAGUGUGUUGAUUAUAUGAUGUAGAUGCAAAGAUGAUUUUAAAGAAACUGACAUAAUAAUAGGUUGUGUACAUAAAUAAAGUCAUGUGAUGUAA